GUUAUCUCAUCGGCAACGCGUCGUCAUCAGAGAGGGUUGAGAGAGAGAGAGCGAGCGAGAGAAGCAGGAAGAUGAUAGCGCUCGGGGUCUCGUCGCCGUCGUCGUGUUCCUCAGCGCAUCACGUCCUCGCUUCUCUUGGGAUUUCACCUCAACUGCAUUCAUGGAGGGCUUCCUCAUUCCGUGGAAUCCGACUGGAGGCUGGCGUCCGAACUGCGACGCCGCUGUCGUAUCGCAGUGGCGCCAGCGGCGGACGGAUGGUGGUGAAUAUGGCGAAGCGGGAGGAGGAGAUGAAGGAGAUUCGGGCGAAGACGACGGAGGAGAUCAACGAGGAGGUGAUCGACCUCAAAGGGGAGCUCCUCAUGCUCCGCCUCCAGAAAUCUGCACGGAACGAGUUCAAAUCCAGCGAGUUCGGACGCAUGCGCAAAAGGAUUGCUCGAAUGCUGACGGUAAAAAGGGAGAGAGAGAUUGAAGAGGGGAUAAACAAAAGAUUGUCAAGGAAGCUUGACAGGAAAUGGAAAAAGAGUAUUGUGGUCAGGCCACCUCCUUCCCUAAGGAAGAAGCAAGAGGAGCAGAAAGCUGCAGAAGCAGAAAAGUCAUCAUAGAUCAACUUCAUGUAUCAAGUAACAAGCAUAUUUCUCAUGAAUCCUGAUGUAUUCCUGCUGAAUUUAUUAAUGCUGUCUAGGUGCCAUGGUACUUGAACUCAGUUCUUUUCUUUUGCAGUGAUGAAUCCUGUUAUUAGAAAUUGUCUACCAGAGUUGUCUUGAUCACAUCAUGCUGUAGUGUUAUUUUACCAUUA
This is a messenger RNA of Musa acuminata subsp. malaccensis (wild Malaysian banana), 796 nucleotides long. Its product is annotated as large ribosomal subunit protein uL29c. Gene Ontology annotation, biological process: translation. Gene Ontology annotation, cellular component: chloroplast; ribosome. The record is from RefSeq and is a predicted model, not a curated record. Lineage: Eukaryota; Viridiplantae; Streptophyta; Magnoliopsida; Zingiberales; Musaceae. Gene Ontology annotation, molecular function: structural constituent of ribosome.